AUGCAUCGGCUUUUGCUUCGGAACUUGAUCCUUACCAGCACAUACGACGAAGUGUGUCACAGCUCAUGGCAAAUCAAUCAGCAUCGCAGCACAGCAGACCAACGUGUUGACCUUUGGCCCCCUUACCAGGAUCGAAUCUCCUGUCGAUCGGCUUUGUGGAUGAAAGAUCUCGCACCUCGACUCGAUGGCGAUGCGAGCCGAUACCGGACGUGA
Molecule: messenger RNA, 213 nt
Organism: Pseudozyma hubeiensis SY62
Lineage: Eukaryota; Fungi; Basidiomycota; Ustilaginomycetes; Ustilaginales; Ustilaginaceae
Exons: 2
Coding region: 1-213 (70 amino acids)
Source: RefSeq, a predicted model, not a curated record